AUAUCACAUCAUGUGCAUGCGCAAGAGAUCAGGCGGAAGUGCGUCUCUUGUAGUUGUGAUUGUGCGGGACUUAGCAGUCCGACAUCACGGACCGGGCUUAGUGUACGUACAUGGUACUUAGGUUUUCGAGUACCACCCCUAUUUCUGCUUCUUCCAGCAGAUGGCUGGAGCGCACGUACCACCACCACCUCCUCCUCCUGCACCCAUUGUCUCGAUUGAAAAACUCAAGAGGAAUGGGGCACAUGAAUUCUGCGGAGACCAGAUAGCGGACCCUCAAAUAGCCAAGCGUUGGCAAGAACGCACGGUGAGGGUAUUGGAGAACUUGAAGGUACCCGUCGAGGAUUGGGGACAGCACGCCAUAUCUCUGUUGCAGGAUGCCGCCUAUGAUUGGUGGAAACGAGUGGGUGCAACCAUUCCCGUGCCAGUACCAUGGACUACCUUCGAGCCACUCUUCAUAGCAGAGUAUGUGCCCGAUCACUAUGUAGAUGCCAAAUAUGAGGAAUUCUCCAAUUUCACUCAGGGGAAGCUGACUCUCCUCGAGUACCGUCAGCAAUUUGACGGACUGGCCGAGUUUGGUAAAGACUUGGUCAACACCAUGGAGAAACGCUGCAAGAAGUUCAUCAAGGGUAUGAGACCAGACCUGUCGUCAACACUUAUAAUUGCUCCCCGAGCCGAUAUCAACGAUGUCUAUAAGAAAGCUCUUGAGCUGAACGAGGAACUCAUCAGGAAAGCUGCGUAUGAGGAGGCACUUCUGGAAGAAAGUCACACCGUCCAAUCUGGCCCGAAAAUGGGACAUGGUAGCAAGAGGACCUUCUCCGCACCGAGCAACUCUCGCCAUGAUAAGCGAGCGAAAUCUACUCCCUCUACAUCUGUGGCCGUCACUAGUAAGAGCGGGCAGGAGAAGAUGACAUACCGUAAUCCAGUAUGUCCACACUGUAACCGCAGACAUGCAGGUGAGUGUUGGCUUACACAGGGUCUUUGCCUCGGGUGUGGUUGGGCAGGUCACUUUCGGGACGACUGCCCGACAACCCAGGCAAGGUUUUCUCCACAGCACCAAGCACGCUGGGUGUUUCUACUAUUCGGCGGGCCGUGCCUACCUAGAGUCAUCGUUCUACGGCCGCGUCCAACCAACCAAGGAAGCCAGCAACUAGACAACAGCAGGGACGAGCACAAGCUCGUACGUAUGCAUGCAGGGACGUACAGAUCCGCAGGCCAAUGAUGUCAUCAUGGGUUGGCAAAACACCAGGCUAUUGUCGAGU
Messenger RNA from Cuscuta campestris, 1259 nucleotides. NCBI's taxonomy places the organism in Eukaryota, Viridiplantae, Streptophyta, Magnoliopsida, Solanales, Convolvulaceae. The record is from the annotation of a GenBank genome assembly.